AUGGGAGAUUUGGCUACCGUCACCAGACUGUUGACAUCAUCGGGCAAUCAAUUUGUUGACCUGAACUGUCGAGAUGAUACCGGUGCUACUGCGCUUUCACGUGCUGCAAGGAUGGGUCGCACAGAGGUUGUGAGAUAUCUACUCUCGUGCCCUGAUGUAUACGUGAACUGUGCUGAUCACUUUGGCUGGACACCGCUAUCUUGGAGUGCACGAUACGGAGACCACGACGUAGUGCAGCUGCUGCUAGCCUACCUGGACAUAGCGGCUGAUCGCGCUGAUGAGAACGGAAUGACUCCUCUGAUGUUUGCAUCACGGAAAGGACAUGCUGAGACUGUGCGUCGUCUGCUCGACUCAAACCGGGUUGACAUAAACCUGCGCGAUAAUGACGGUCGUACUGCAUUGUCCCACGCGGCCGAAAAUGACUGGGCGUGCGAUGCAGUGACGCUGCUACUCGGAUGUCCCACUGUUGAAGUUGAUGCGAAGGAUCAUUCUGGGUGUUCGCCUCUAUCUUGGGCAGCUCAAGGAGGUUCAGCGACCAAUGUCCGUAUAUUAUUGCAGCGCUCUGACGUGGAUCCAGACUCUAUGGAUUGCGAACAGCGGUCACCUUUGUACUGGGCCGUGGAAAGGGCAGCAGCGGAAGUCGUGGGCUUGUUACUCAGCAGCGAUAGAGUCAAUCCUGAAGCAGCCACUGUUUUUGGGGAUACGCCAGUUAUGUUAGCUGAGAUUCUAGGGCAAGAGCACAUUUUGGAUCUAUUUCGGGAGAAAGUUAGCCAACGGUAA
Molecule: messenger RNA, 780 nt
Organism: Fusarium fujikuroi IMI 58289
Lineage: Eukaryota; Fungi; Ascomycota; Sordariomycetes; Hypocreales; Nectriaceae
Product: related to heterokaryon incompatibility protein
Exons: 1
Coding region: 1-780 (259 amino acids)
Molecular function (GO): protein binding
Source: RefSeq, a predicted model, not a curated record